Oppia nitens is the source of this 2141-nucleotide messenger RNA. Its product is annotated as egl nine homolog 1-like. The record is from RefSeq and is a predicted model, not a curated record. Gene Ontology annotation, cellular component: cytoplasm; nucleus. The transcript is spliced from 2 exons. Gene Ontology annotation, molecular function: ferrous iron binding; L-ascorbic acid binding; peptidyl-proline 4-dioxygenase activity. Bases 270 to 1823 code for a protein of 517 amino acids. Gene Ontology annotation, biological process: peptidyl-proline hydroxylation to 4-hydroxy-L-proline; cellular response to hypoxia. NCBI's taxonomy places the organism in Eukaryota, Metazoa, Arthropoda, Arachnida, Sarcoptiformes, Oppiidae.
CACUAUUGGAAUUAAAUAAAAUAAAAAACUAUUGAAUUGAAUGUUGAAAAUAAUAAUAAUAAUAAUAAUACUGUAAAUACAUUAAACAAAUAAUAAUAAUAAUAAUAAUCUUAACGUUUGUAUCAAUAGUAUUAUAAACACAAAAUACAACAACAAAUCAUUGACAUCAACGACAACAACAACAAGUAGUGGUAUAUCCAGUGGACAACAACAACAACAAUACAUAUGUAUCGGUGACCAAACACACACACACACUGGACAUCCUGUUAAUGACAUCCACCGCAACCGCCGCCGCCACCAUCAGUGACCAUCAGUUGUCCUCCGCCGCCGUCGCCGCCGCUGCCGCAGCCACGGCUACUAACGUUCAUUGUUAUCCGCCGCCAGGUUUGCGGUGUUCGGUAUGCAGUUCGUCCGCGAGUCUGAAAUGUUGUUCCCGAUGUCGGUCAGUCUACUACUGUAGCCGCGAACACCAGCAGCUGGACUGGAAACGACAUCGCGAUCACUGUCGACAAGUCUAUCAACAACUACUACUACAACAACAACAACAACAGCAAACAAUGGCUGCCGCCGCCGCUGCCAACUAUCAAUUGCCAACAUCACUACCGCCGCAACACGUUGUCCACCAUCACCACCACCACCACCAACAACAACAACAACAACAACAGCUGCAACAACAGCAGCAACAACAACAUCGUGUUGUUAUGAGUCGUCCCGAAUCAUCCAUUGUUGUCGGCGGCGCUGGCGAUAGCAUUAUAAGCCAACAACUACUUAGUGGACAAACUGUUUCUCUAUCGCCGGUAGCGACGGCGCUGCCUCCUCAGUCGUCUCCAUCUAUGGCUCUCAAUAACGGUGUCAGCAAUCAGAUAUCGGCGGCGACAGUCCGACCGAUGCCGCCGCCACCGCAGCCGACUCUCAAUCACAACAACAACAACAACAAUGUUGACCACACACUGCUGGUCGACAGUCAACACCAUCAGCAGCAGCCGCAACAACAACAACAACAGGACUCGUCGAUUGUGAUGUCGAAACUGAAUUCGUAUUGCGAAUCAAUAAUACACGACUUGAAUGAAUUCGGUUUCUGUGUUAUCGACGACUUCCUGAACAAUGGAACCGAUAUAUUCAAAGAGGUUAUAGCACUGUACAACUGUGGCCUAUUCAAGGCGGGCCAAGUGGUCAACAAUAAGGCCCUAAACUCGCAGCUGGUUCGGGGCGAUCAUAUUGUUUGGGUUGACGGACAGGAAUCGUUUUGCGUGAAUAUCGGUUUUCUAGUUCAGACAUUGGACUCGAUUAUUAUGCGCUGCAAUACAAUGUCCACCGACGGCCAGUUUGCCAAAUAUCGUAUCAAUAGGCGUACGAAAGCCAUGAUUGCCUGCUAUCCCGGUAACAGUAGUCAAUAUGUCAGACAUAUUGACAACCCGAACAACGAUGGCCGAUGUGUGACCAGUAUUUAUUAUCUCAAUCAAAAUUAUGACCGACAGCGAGACGGCGGUGUUUUGCGUCUAUUUCCGCAAAUAUCGUCCUGUGUUGCGGACAUCGAACCGAAGUUCAAUCGAGUGAUAUUUUUCUGGUCAGACCGACGCAAUCCACAUGAAGUUCAGCCAUCAAAUAGUUUACGAUUUGCAAUAACUGUCUGGUAUUUUGAUGCCAACGAAAGGGAACGGGCUAUUCAACGAUACAAACAGGAGAGUAUGUCUAUCCUUCAAACACAUACUACUAGUACUACUACUACUACCACUCCUAUUACUACUACUACUACUACUACUACUACUACUAACCAAUUAAAUACAAAAAGACAAGACUCUGGUCAUAGACAGUGGCAUUGAUUUUGACUAAUUGUUUGUUUGUUUUUUUUUGUGGUGUUUUUAUCCGAUUUAUUUAUUUCACACGCGAUUUAUUUCACACAUGUAUUUGUUUUGGUGGUCAACAACAAACAACACGUUGUUGUCGUCGGCGAUGAAACAGGUGGUCAAUACCCGGUGGACAAAGAUUUGCGGCCAUUUUAAGAGAGAGAGAGAUGAAUGAAUCACCGAUUAUUAUAGGGAUAUAUAUAUAAAUAUAUUUGAAUUGAUUGAUAAACAAAUUGUUUUUUAUAAUUAAUUAAUGACUGACUGACUGACACUAUAUUUUCAAUACUAUAUAUA